Oreochromis niloticus (Nile tilapia) is the source of this 945-nucleotide messenger RNA. RefSeq lists its product as uncharacterized. Bases 169 to 825 code for a protein of 218 amino acids. The record is from RefSeq and is a predicted model, not a curated record. NCBI's taxonomy places the organism in Eukaryota, Metazoa, Chordata, Actinopteri, Cichliformes, Cichlidae. The transcript has 6 exons. Gene Ontology annotation, biological process: response to bacterium.
UGGCGGUUAGAAUCCAACAGCCUGUCUCGGCACAACAGAACCCCAGCGGUGAUAAGCAUUAGAGUAGGACCUCCCAGAGUCUAGACGCUGGUGGUGGUAGAGAUGAAGAUGGAGGCUGAGCGAUGAGACCUUUGUGUAGAGCUCCAUUUCAGGGGCAUCGUAGGCACAAUGUGGAAAUGUCACUCUCUCACAGUUUUAUUUCUCCUCAGCCUCGGUUGGAUCUCCGUCUCUGUUUCUGAUUCUCAGACUUUGGAGGUUCAGUCUGGAGAAGAAGUCACGCUGCUGUGCUCCAACUUUUCCAGUUCUCCCACAGAGAUAUUCUGGUUCAGAGUGACCAAGAGAUCUGAACUCCACUGUAUCUGCUCUAUGUUCCAGCCUCAUGAGCCUGUUUCAUUCUGCACAGGACUUCAAAGUGGAAAAUUUGAAAUGAGCACCAACAUAUCCACUGUGUUUCUCAAAAUCAAACAAGUGGAUUUAUUGGACUCGGGACUGUAUUUCUGUGGAAAAUACUUAAGCAAAUAUGCAGUUAUUGUUGAUACAACAAAUGUAGAGGUCCAAGACGUGUUUGAUGGAUUACCAAAGAUGAUGAGUGUGGUCCUGGGUGCUCUGACAGUUUUUCUCAUUAUGGCUGUCAUCUAUCUGGCUGCUAAAAUCAAACAUCUCCAGAAAGUACCUCACACUGGAGAACAGAAUCUACAGGAAGAGAGCCGGCGCUCAGACCUGGAUUAUGCUGCUGUGACAUUUCAUCCAAAAACAGAAAGUCACCACAGGCUGGCAUCAGUCAGAGAAGUGAACACAAAUGUUAUUUAUUCCUCAACUAGAUAGAAUCAGAAAACAUCUGGAACUCUGUGGAACUGAGGUUUUAUUAUGGAUUUUCUGAUGUUUGUUUGGUGGAUUUCCAUAGAUGAAAAAAAAAAAGAUUUUAUGAAUAAAAGUUGGACAAAA